Messenger RNA from Parnassius mnemosyne (clouded apollo), 2583 nucleotides. Lineage: Eukaryota; Metazoa; Arthropoda; Insecta; Lepidoptera; Papilionidae. The record is from the annotation of a GenBank genome assembly.
UUGUUUUUAGUUUUAAAAUUCACUCUUAACAUUUAUUACCAAAACAUCCGUGGUAUGCGGACUAAAUUACCUGAUGUCUUUUUGGAAGUUAGCGCUAACAAUUUCGAUUUAAUCGUAUUAACAGAGACUUGGCUUAACGAUAGUAUAUUUGAUAGUGAAAUUUUCGAUAGUAGGUAUCAAGUAUUUAGGAGGGACAGAUCAUCCAACACUUUUAAUGAGAAUAAUGAUGGAGGUGGUGUGGCUAUCGCUGUGAAAAAGUCAAUUAGUGCUUAUAGAAACCAAAAUUUUGAAUCUCGUUGUGAAGAUUUAUGGGUAACCCUAGAGCUGGGUAACUAUAGAAUUUAUGUUUGUUCAGUUUACUUACGUUUUCCUCUAAAUCAAACUCAUCUCAAGCAUUUUACUGAAAAUGCUGGUAAUGUCAUUAAUAAUACAUGCAAUGAUAUUCUUAUUUUCGGAGAUUUUAAUCUGCGUGACAUUGUUUGGACUCCUUCUAAUGCAGAUUCAUCGCUUAAACCCAGCAAUUUCGAUAAUAUCUUCGGUUAUGAAUUCGUAGAUUUUUUGUCUAGUUAUGAUCUAAAGCAAUAUAGUCAGAUCUCUAAUCACCAGGGCAAAAUUCUCGACCUCGUGCUGAGUAACACAUUCUGUGAUAUUUCCGUUAAAAAAUCAAACAGUAUAAUUUCUCGAAUAGACAACUAUCAUCCCCCAAUUGAAGUAGACUUAGUUUUAUGUAAAUCAAAAAUGCUCUCUCCAAGACAAACUCCUAAAUACAAGUUUUUUUUAGCGAAUUAUGAUAGUAUACGAGCCCGUUUAUCUGACCUUAACUGGACUUCGGAGUUCCAAAACUGUUCGACUGUUGAUGAAGUUGUAUCGAAGUUUUACUCUAUUAUAAAAAAAGUUAUCACUGAAUUUGUUCCAUGUCGCAUACAAAACAAAAAAUCAUAUCCUCCAUGGUAUACAACAAACCUCAUAAAACUAUUACGAGAAAAGGAAAAAUCUCGUCAAAAGUUUAAAAAGUACAGCAAUGAUUUAGAUAAAUUUGAAUACAAUAUCUUAAAAGUUAGGACUAAAACAUUAAUCAAAAAAUGUUAUGACAGAUACAUUGAAAAUGUUGUUGACAGCGUGAUUAAAGACCCCAAGUACUUUUGGACUCAUAUAAAAAAUAAACGUAAGAAUAAUGCUUGUAUACCGUCUAAUAUGAAAUUUGGAGACAAAGAAGCUAACAAUGGAGAAAAAAUUUCCGACCUAUUUGCAGAAAAUUUUGAAUUAGUAUAUAAACCUAUUGAUAUUAGUUUACAUAUAAACAAAAUGGAAAUACCAAAGUCUGCUUUCUCCAUGGGGAAUCUUUAUUUAAAUAAUGACAGUAUUGAGAAGUGCUUAAAGGCUCUAGAUAUUACUAAGGGCGCCGGAAGUGAUGGGAUUCACCCCUUGUUUCUGAAGGAAUGCGCAGUAGAGCUCACGAUACCUUUACAUAUUAUUUUUAAUAGAUCAUUAUCUGAAGGUAUAUUUCCGAAACGUUGGAAGGAUGCAAUAAUUAUACCAUUGCAUAAAUCAGGCGAUAAAAGUAAUAUCUGCAACUACAGACCUAUUAGUAUUCUUCCAGUUUUAGGGAAUGAAGUAGAUUGUAUUUAUAAUGACUUUAGUAAAGCGUUUGACACAGUAAAUCAUUCAGUUCUAAUCAACAAACUACACACAUUAUUUGGCAUACAUGGAUGCUUAUUAGAUUGGUUUGCUUCAUAUCUCACAGAUCGAACACAAAGAGUAGUCAUUAGCGGUUUUGUUUCUAGAGAAAUUAUCCCAACGUCUGGAGUUCCACAAGGCUCGCACCUUGGCCCAUUACUUUUUAUUAUGUUUAUCGAUGAUAUUAAGCACUGUAUCCGUAACUCAGAAUUUGAAUUAUACGCAGAUGACCUAAAGAUAUCUAAAAUUGUGAAUAAUAACACAGACCAAAUUCAACUUCAAGAGGAUAUAGAUAGAAUUACAGAAUGGUGCCGGCAAAAUAAAAUGUCUCUCAAUACAAAUAAAUGCUAUCACAUUAAAUUCUCUCGAAAAUUUAACAAAUAUAAUAGUAGUUACAAUAUAAAUGGUGUAGAUUUAGCGAAAGUAGAUGAAGAAAUCCACGCGCGCUUGAUGCAAGCAAGACGAGACGCUGGCGGCGCGGCGGCGGGCGAGACGAGGAGGCCGCGCUUGCUGGCCGCCUGUCGCUCCCCCCCCCCCGCCGCGCCGCCCGCGUGUUUUGGUUUACAAGAUAAGAUUCAUGAGAUUUGUGAUAAAUCAUUAACUGAUUUUGGGCUUCCUGCAACAAAAAGGAAUAACACACACCAUAAUUUGGAUCCUUUAGAAAUAGCGUUGCGGAAGCCAUACGAUGUAAAUGAAUUAAAUGAGUAUAUUACUGUAAAUGAACCCAAGUUAGUUAAUGACCAGGGGCAAACAUUUAAAUAUGUAGGAUUAGAUUUACGGCAAGACUGUUUUUCGCACGGCCAACUAUAUGUCGCGUUGUCAAGAUCAGGUUGCGGAAACAAUCAAUAUAUUCUUCUGUCACAAGAAAAUAAAACGAAAAAUAUAAUUUACUCAGAAGUACUUUAA